Molecule: messenger RNA, 2624 nt
Organism: Cadophora gregata
Lineage: Eukaryota; Fungi; Ascomycota; Leotiomycetes; Helotiales; Ploettnerulaceae
Exons: 4
Coding region: 1080-2345 (421 amino acids)
Biological process (GO): amino acid transmembrane transport
Cellular component (GO): vacuolar membrane
Molecular function (GO): amino acid transmembrane transporter activity
Source: RefSeq, a predicted model, not a curated record
GGUAGGUAGAUGUAUCUUCCCUUCGAAUUCCCCUUAUCCUUACCUUACCUAUCGAGUAUACCGUACCGUGCCGAUCUGAGCAAGCUAUCGAUGCUCACUUGCCUUUACCCUGUCGUAGAGGGUCGCCAUCGCAGCGCCAGCAUGGCUCUUGAUAGGUGCGUCGUGCAGAGCAGCCUUUCCAUUGGGUAUAAGUAUCCCAGGAGCCCAGCUAUAGCUAGCUGCUCGCUCUUGCAUGUCGAGAUGAUGAACCCUUCCAAGGACAGGAUAAGCAUGGGACCUGGUGGACCUUGUUAAAGCUUCUCGCUCCCAAUUCACCUUCACUUUUCAUCGAGGAACUUGUCCCCAUUGUCGUUAUCACCAGUUGACUCUUCACUCAAUAUCCAACAAGCUACAGUAAUCCCCCGGCCCAGGUCUAAGCGAAACAUCCUCGACGCCUCUAAUUGUGUUGAACACCUCGCAUCGAACACUGAUUCGCAGUACAUGCAGUCGAGAGGCCCUGUCACGUCUUAUCCGCUUCCCUAUCUUCCCAUCAUCCAUUUCCCAUCACGAAGAUGGCGCUGAGACAGCAAGAUGAGUCGUACGCGGCUUUGCAGAACCCAAAUAACGAAAAAGAUAAAUCCCAAGAUGCCAAGGGCGAUUCCGGCAGUGGCGACCUCGAAUCGAAUGAGGCCAAGAGGAGAAGUGCUGUUGCAAAUAAGACCACUGGGAAUCGAAUCGCUCCAGUGUUGCCACACUUGAUGGGAUACGAUUUUGGAGAUGAUUCCAGCAUUGAGGGCUCGGAUAUCUUGGGCAAGCAGAUCGAGCUUGAGGCUGACAACGCGAUUCAAUACAGGACUUGUAGCUGGCAGAAGGUAAGAUUUACUUUGCACAGUGGUUGCUAUUCAAGUGGCUAUUUAGAGGUGUAUUUCCUGUCCAGCCUCUUGGAUCGUAUUGACGUCAACAUUUACUGGUUCUUCACGCACCAGCCCAUGAUCCCAUGAUCUCAUUUCAUCAGCCUUGGACAAACGCUAUCGUUCUUCUUGCUAACUUUAAAACAGACUGCUGCCUUGCUCUUCUCAGAGUACAUCUGUCUGGCUAUCAUGUCCUUCCCCUGGUCUUAUCACAUCCUGGGUCUCGUUCCUGGCCUUAUAUUGACAGUCUUAGUCGCGGCUGUGGUUCUGUACACUUCUCUGGUCCUCUGGAGAUUUUGUUUAAUUCAUCCUGAAGUUAGAGAUGUUUGUGACAUUGGGCAAAUGCUAUUUUGGGGCAAGACCUGGGCAUGGUAUGCAACUGCCGUCAUGUUCCUUCUCAACAACUGCUUCAUUCAGGGCUUGCAUGUCUUGGUAACCGCCAAGUACUUGAACACUAUCACCAAUCACAGCCAAUGUACUAUCGUUUUUUCAGUUAUUGCCGCUCUGAUCUCGUGGUUCUGCUCUCUCCCGAGAACAUUCAGCGCUCUUUCUAAGCUGGCAACUGUGUCUGCGUUUUUCACAUUCGUCUCCGUUCUUCUUGCUGCCAUCUUUGCUGGGAUCGAAGCACAUCCAGCUGGCUACAAUCCAGACCCCAAUUUCGUGGAUUCAGUAACCGGAAUGACAGGGGGAGAACCAAUUGUUACUGCCUUUCCAGUUGCAGGAACAACAUUUGUCUUGGGGAUGAGUGCCUUUCUCAACAUCAGCUAUACAUUCAUAGGCCAAAUCACUCUUCCCAGUUUCAUCGCGGAGAUGAAGAACCCAAAGGACUUUCCAAAAGCUCUUUGGGCUGUGACUAUCGCAGAAGUGGUCGUGUUCGGCUGCGUGGGUGCCGUCAUCUAUGCCUUCACCGGAAACCAAUACAUGACUUCUCCAGCUUUCGGCUCCAUAGGGAAUGAUGUUUACAAGAAGAUUUCUUUCAGCUUGAUGAUACCCACUCUGAUAUUUCUCGGUGUUCUUUAUGCUUCGGUCUCCGCACGCUUCAUCUUCUUUCGAAUCUUUGAAGGGACCAGGCACAAAAGCAAUCACACGGUUUUGGGUUGGUCUGUUUGGGGAGGUAUUCUUGCAGGAACUUGGCUUAUAGCGUUCAUCAUUGCGGAAGUCAUACCCUUCUUCAGUGACCUACUUUCUCUUAUGUCAUCCCUCUUUGAUUCUUUUUUCGGCUUCAUCUUCUGGGGUGUUGCCUACAUUCGAAUGAAGAGAGCCGAUGGAGGUGUCCAAUGGAUUCGUGAGCAGUCUUCAAUGGGGUAUCUUGAGCUUGGAUUGAAUGUCUUCAUAAUCAUCAUUGGACUCUUUUUCCUGGGAGCUGGUACCUACACUAGCGUGGAAAGCAUUAUCGAUAGUUAUGCUGCUGGAGCAGUGUCGGGUGUUUUUACUUGUGCAAGUAACGGCCUCUAGGAUAUAUCAAGCUGGUUGUGGAAGCAUCAUUAGGAGUGUUGGAAACAUGUGUACACAAACCCCCGUGUUGGCAUGAUGCUGGCACAAACCAGACCCAGACUCUAGGUCACAAGUCUGCCAUUGACGCAGACUUCGUUUCUAUCGAAAACUAGAAAAUUAAGUGAUUGAUGAUGGAUGGUACAUGUUAUUGGAAACUCCAAAAACUUGAUCUAUGGCCAUUCGGACGAUUUCACGAAAAUUGAGCAUCCUGCGGACGUACCGGAUUUAAUUUAACCUGUG